This is a messenger RNA of Racocetra fulgida, 180 nucleotides long. Lineage: Eukaryota; Fungi; Glomeromycota; Glomeromycetes; Diversisporales; Gigasporaceae. The record is from the annotation of a GenBank genome assembly.
UCGGUGCACUUCUUUACAAAGAUUAUGACCUUUUAGAUUUUAAUGGUACUGUUCGUUUUUUAGGAGGUUUAGAAUCUGAACAGGGACUUGAUGUAAAGAUAAUUACAAUUUCUCAAAACGGAGGAAAAUGUGAAUCGGCUAGUCAAUGUUAUAAUUUGUCGGAUUAUUCUUUUGAUAAUU